Molecule: messenger RNA, 1362 nt
Organism: Meyerozyma guilliermondii ATCC 6260
Lineage: Eukaryota; Fungi; Ascomycota; Pichiomycetes; Serinales; Debaryomycetaceae
Gene: FGR15
Product: Fgr15p
Exons: 1
Coding region: 1-1362 (453 amino acids)
Source: RefSeq, a predicted model, not a curated record
AUGGACCUUCCUAUUCUUCACCGAAUGACAGAAUCGCUCCCCAAGAGCCAGUCUACGUCGUCUCCACCUCCCCCUAGCUCCUCAAAGCUGGUUGACUCCGUACCUCUUAUCGAAGUGCUCAAAGAACAGGGCGAUCUCAACGAGGACGAAAUUGUGAAAAUACUAAAUGUUUGUAAUCCUUCUAACAUUGAAGAAUAUAGCGAGCAUUUAUUAAAAGUGUGCACCAUUCUCUAUGAAAAUAAGAUAGACAGGGAAAACUUCAAAAUUCUCGAAACAAAAUUCAUCGAACUAACCGACCAUGUGCUGCAGUUCAUGCAAGAACAAGACUUUAUGACCACCGAAUCUCAUUUGAUCAUUGAAAAGUGUUUUGAUAUCCUCAUAGUCAUGGCCACCGAUGGCAAAUCUUUUGCCUUGGCUUCACGAGCAAUUCGGUUUUUGACUCAAAUAAUCAUGGGUUUGAGCUAUUGGCAGAUAUAUAACCUUUUAUUGUGGAAACCUGCCAUCUACCAGUUUUUGCUCAUCAUUCACUUUGACCUCGAAGAGUGCUACAACAACUUUAUAAGGGAUUAUAGUUCCUAUGUCAGAAAGCAAGAAAGUGAGCAACGAAUAGUGACGAGGUCAAGGGCACAAUCACUGACUAAUAUAGUGGAAAAGGAAGCAAAAAUAAGCGAUUAUUCCGAAGACGAUCAAACAGAAGACAGCGACAGCGAUCAAACUGACGAUUUUCCAUUCAUCCAAGAAAAGCCAAAGGUCAAAAGGCAAAAGAAAGUCAAGAAGGAAGAAAAGCCUCAAGCUAUUGGGCAAGCGUACCUCAAAAGCACCGGCAGUGAAGCCGAAGCAACAGACAAUAAAUGGCAAACAAACAAGUCUGCCAACUAUGAUCCCGAGGUUGUGCACGAGUGCCAACUUCCCGCACCUGAUGAGCCAGGAAAGAUGUGUUUGCGUCGUUUUUCACGUAAGUAUGAGCUCAUUAGACAUCAGGAAACGGUCCACAGCAAGAAGAAAAAGUUAUUCAAGUGUUACGUUUGCAUCAAACAAACUCCAAAUGUGCUACCAAGAAUAUUCACAAGACAUGAUACUCUUGCCAAGCAUAUUCGAGUGAACCAUAAAAUAUCUGGUCGUGAAGCGAAAGCCGAAGUUCAAUUUUCCAAGAAGCACGCUGAGAUUGUCGAAGAAGGCGAUGUCACCGUACAAGUUGGUAGAAGGAAAACGAAGGUCGACUACGAUUUGAGAGCUCAUUUGGAGAUGGAGCGCACAAGGCGGGACGGAAGUGACCCAGACUCCGUGGUAGAGGUUGGGAAGUUUGAUGAGUCCGAUGACCCGGAAUCAAUUGAAGAAAUAGUCAUGGAAGAGCCGGUUUAG